Molecule: messenger RNA, 1800 nt
Organism: Capronia epimyces CBS 606.96
Lineage: Eukaryota; Fungi; Ascomycota; Eurotiomycetes; Chaetothyriales; Herpotrichiellaceae
Exons: 5
Coding region: 1-1800 (599 amino acids)
Biological process (GO): biosynthetic process
Molecular function (GO): intramolecular lyase activity; geranylgeranyl diphosphate synthase activity
Source: RefSeq, a predicted model, not a curated record
AUGUACGAUUAUGCUCAGGUCCAUGUCUUGUACACCAUCCCCCCGGCUAUAGCUUUGACUAUAGUCCUUGGGCCCCUUUUUACUCGGCGGGACAUCUUCAAACUUGGUUUCCUACUGGCAGUGGCUGUCACGUAUACCAUUCCAUGGGACUCCUACCUCAUCAGAACUGGAGUUUGGACCUAUCCCUCAGAUGUCAUUCUGGGACCAAAACUGUUUGACAUCCCCGCCGAAGAGUUGUUUUUCUUCGUGAUUCAAACAUAUAUCACGACAUGCUUGCAGAUCCUAUCGAACAAAUCAGUAGUUACUGCAACCUUUUUGCGUAAUGAAGAGGAUCGUCGAGAUGCAGUUGGUAGGUCGUUAAAGAACUGGAAAUGUGCAGGCCAAAUCAUUUUCGGACUGUGCUCGGUAUUACCGAUUGUUGCGCACGGCGGCCAGUCCACAGGUACAUAUAUGAAGCUUAUUCUUGGAUGGUCUGCCCCUGUUCUGUUGGUGCUCUGGACCUUUGCCUAUCAGCUCCUCGUCGCGUUACCCUGGACCAAGACAUGGUUGCCGGUAUUCAUCCCGACUCUCUACCUCUGGGUCAUUGACACGCUCGCUCUACGCAGAGGCACCUGGUGUAUCGAGUCGGACACUAAGCUUGGUAUCCAAGUAUGGCCUCACCUCGAUAUUGAAGAAGCCGUCUUCUUCUUGGUCACAAAUACUCUGGUCGUUUGGGGUUCAUUUGCUUACGACAACGCCGUUGCGGUACUGGAUGCCUUUCCUGAUCUAUUUCCCUCCGUGGCAGGCACACCGUCCCCUGCCAGUUUGCUGCAAGCUCUCUUCCUGCCUACGUCAGAAUAUGACACAGCGCGCAUUCAAAGUCUUCAAAAUGCGUUAGCAGUCCUUGCACGGAAAAGUCGAUCUUUCUAUUUGGCAUCCGGUGUCUUUACUGGACGGCUGAGGAUAGACCUAAUCUUGCUGUACGCAUUCUGCAGAAUUGCUGACGAUUUGAUUGAUGAUGCACCAUCGUCAGAGGAGGGAGAUAUGUGGGUGCAACAUUUUUCCAAUUUCCUGGACUCGGUUUACUCCACCGAGCAUGACCCAGAACGUUUUGAGCAGGCGCUUGCCCCUUUCCCGGCCAAAGCCCAGUCCAUCCUGGUAUCUCUGCCUACCAGCAAAUUGCCACCAGAGCCACUGUACUCACUUCUCGAUGGCUUCCGUAUUGAUCAGCAGUUCCUGAGAGGAGGGCCGCAACAGGGUCUACCCAUACAGACCUUCAGCAACCUCGAGCGAUAUGCAUCGUGUGUGGCAGCGACAAUUGGCGAGUUGUGUUUGAGUUUGGUCUACCAGCAUAACCCAGACCGGCUCACAGACGAGGCAGUCCAACAAAAGUGUCUAGCAGCUGGCGGGCAAAUGGGAAGAGCUUUGCAGUAUGUCAACAUUGUCCGGGAUGUUGCCACCGAUGCCCAAGGCGGGAGGUGCUAUAUCCCAAACGAAUGGUUCAGCAACCCGUCGGCUACUUCUCCUGACAUGCACAACCAGGAAGUCGCACAUCAUCGGAAACUAAUUUUGGACAUUGCGUUUGAUACAUAUGCUAAGAAUCGAGACGCAAUCGAAGAUCUGCCCCGGUACGCACAAGGUGGUGUCCGCGUUGCUGUGGAGAGCUAUAUGGAAAUCGGGCGGAUCCUGCGUGAGCGAAUGCAGCAGGGUAAACCCCUAGAUUUUACAGGGGGUGGGAAGAAAGGAAGAGCAAGUGUACCAAGAUCCAGAAGGAUAUGGGUAGGCUGGAAGACAAUGGCAGGUUGGAGAGGGCCAACUUGA